GGUUCAAGAGGAAGGUCUCGUCAUGUUUGGGCAGAGAGAAGCCAGAUUCUGGUUCUGGAGAGUUCCGUCUCAUUAGCGUACAGGGCCGAUAGGCGGAGCCUAUGGUGCAUUCAUUAAAAUGUUUUCAGUGGGCCAGUGGGCCAGGCCACUGCAGAAACCUUGUUCGAAUGUAUCUCCUCCCCCACUGGUAAAUAUUAUUGUUGCUCAAAUACUGACUUUCCUGAGGGAUCUGACUCAGAGUAUAACUAACACACACACAUUCACUUACACACACACUUCAGCCCCACUUUGAAAUACGCCUGGAUUGACAGGACAAGUUCAGUUGCUAUAUUGAGGUAUCGUUGUCAACCGUCUUGGGGGAAAAGACGGAAGGUUACCGCAUGUGAAAGUAUAGCUUUGUGGGCCAAUGAUGAACAACAGAGUCGUGCGCGUGUUGUGCCUUCUUCUUCUGGCACAUUCCGCCUUCCAGCAAACCAGCGAAAACACGUCCAGCUUGAGGAAGAAGAACGAAAACAGAGACGCCAGCAAUGCUGCCAUCGAGGAGCUAAAGAAGCAGAUAGAAGACAUUGUCCUCGACCUGAACCUGCUGAAAGAACAGCAAGCUUUACAAACAGUUUGCCUGAAAGGAACCAAGGUCCUUGGUAAGUGUUUCCUGGCAGAUCCAGUGAAGAAGACGCACCACGCUGCUAGCGAUGACUGCAUCGCUAAGGGCGGGACCCUGAGUGCCCCGCUGAGCGGAGAGGAGAACGACCAGCUGAGCGACUACGUCCGCCGCAGAAUCGGCCCCAACCAGCACGUCUGGCUGGGAGUCAACGACAUGGUAACGGAGGGCGACUGGGUGGACCAGUCUGGCAGCGCGCUGCGCUUCAAGAACUGGGAGACGGAGAUCACCCUGCAGCCGGACGGGGGGCGCAGCCAGGACUGCGCCAUCCUCUCCGUCUCCGCCAACGGGAAGUGGUUUGACGAGAGCUGCCGCGGCGAGAGGGCCUCUGUCUGCGAGUUCAACAUCGUCUAGACGCUUCCCAGACGGGCCGACACCCUGAGGUGCAGUCAGGCUGAGUGGCAGACAGGAGGACCCAUCAGCUUGCUGUCAUUGUGCUUAUCCUGUAUCCUGCUCACCAUUACAGUUUCUGCUAUCUGCUGUAUCAUGCAGAGACAAGACCAGGUUGUGGAGUAGGAUGUGUCUGAAAGUCUGGAGAGUUUAAGUUAUGAUAUCUGUAUGAUCUAACAACACCCUGCUGUCAGAUCAGUGAGUCGUGAGGACAACUAAUGUUCUUGUGUAUUCUUAAACUUCUGGCCUGACAUCAUGUACCCUCUUCUGAUGAAUGAAAUAAAACCUUUAAAUGCCA
This is a messenger RNA of Hypomesus transpacificus, 1349 nucleotides long. It is a transcript of the gene clec3ba, whose product is annotated as C-type lectin domain family 3, member Ba. Bases 407 to 1015 code for a protein of 202 amino acids. The record is from RefSeq and is a predicted model, not a curated record. The transcript has 3 exons. NCBI's taxonomy places the organism in Eukaryota, Metazoa, Chordata, Actinopteri, Osmeriformes, Osmeridae.